UCACAUUCAAAUAGCCCUCUGGAGUGUUCCGCUUUCCCAUUGGUUCCUGCUCAUGUGCAGGAACACGGAGUUGUUCUGUUUGAGCUCAGGAACAGAUGAGUUGGUUCAGUGUGUGAUGUUGGGGCCGUUUGACAGAGGCACUCACAGCUGCUGGACGUGGAGUUUAUUUUGGUUACAUUAAGACAUAAGGUGUAACGCUUAAGUAGAGAAGUAACGACAGCCCCAACCGCCUCACACGCAAAAUAGAAAGGUGUAUAUCUCGUUGAUCUUGUUUGUUUCCCGGGUGUGACGUUGGUAAUUAGCAACUUAAUUGAAAUCACCCGGCGCUCCCGGUUUAACCUGCUGGGAAGCAAAGCUUAAGGUCACCAGGUGCACCGCUGUAUUUCACUGACUGUAAGUCAUCUUUAACACAUCUGACCAACAUGUAUAGCUUGAUGGAACACGAGCUGAAACCAAAUGGUCAGCCUCAGACCACGGGGAUGUCACCGAUCACCGGGAACCUCACCGGGAAUAUUGGGACCAAUGGGAACUCUCUCCCGAAAACGGCGUGUGCGCCUGGAGGAGACCCUAUGGAUAAAGUAAAGAGGCCCAUGAAUGCUUUUAUGGUCUGGUCAAGAGGACAGAGGCGAAAGAUGGCUCAAGAGAACCCCAAAAUGCACAACUCCGAGAUCAGUAAGCGGCUGGGAGCUGAGUGGAAACUUCUGACCGACGCUGAGAAGCGACCGUUUAUCGAUGAAGCCAAAAGACUCCGGGCUGUCCACAUGAAGGAGUACCCAGAUUACAAAUACAAGCCCCGCCGCAAAACCAAGCCGCUGCUGAAGAAGGACGCUCAGGUGGGCAAGUAUCCGCUGUCAGCCGGGAACCUACUGACGGCAGCAGUCCAGAACCAAGGCGGCAGUCCCAGGAUGGAGGGCUACGGCUGGGCUCCUACGGGAGGCUACACCGGCAUGCAGAACGAGGCGCUAAGCUACACGCAGCAGCUGCACCGGUACGACCUGUCAGCCCUCCAGUAUCCACCCGCGAUGACGGCGGCACAGACGUACAUGAGCGGAGCCAACUCCUACAGUCCCAUGUCAUACAGCAGCAGCCCACAGCAGCUGAGCCCUGUCAACAUGCCCAUGGUGAAGGCAGAACCAGUGUCCCAUUCACCCUCAACAGGAACACCAAACCACCACCGAGGGGCCUUGCAAGGUGAUCUCAGGGACAUGAUCAGCAUGUACAUUCCUGCACCUGGAGCGGAUUCUUCGGAUCCUGGAACUGCACAGAGGGGCUACACCAGUGUCCAGCAACACUACCUCAGUGGAACGGUCCCACUUACGCACAUCUAGGACACAAGUGGGAAUCCUGGGGUGGGAUUAGGAAUAAGAAAAAGAACCGAUGCACAGGGGCUUGAUCAGAAGAAUGAGGUGAGGAGUACUACAUGCAUGAGCGAGAAAAUUGUAGCUGGUGCAUUGUUUAACCACAAAGUCCUUGGUUUUGUUUUGAUUUUUUUAAGAAACAGACCUUUUUGACUCUUGGCUCAUACAGUCCCUUACUGAAUUCUCCCAAUUUCCUGCUGCAGUUUCAUGUGGGUUCCCUGUUGAGGAGUGCAUGGUCUACUUUAUUCCAGCCUUUCAGAUCUGUAUGGCUCUUUGUGGAAGGAACUUUUGGGCUGCAGUUCAUUUGUAAAACCCAUCAUAAUAACUGUACUUGACCACUGUUUGUUCACAGUCAUUCCCCAAAAAAAAGCAUAAAUGAAGGCAAACUUGGGAAAAAAUCCCUCCUCAGUUGAUGUCCAGUAAAUUCCUUUCUUUUUUCCUUUAGCUAUUACUGGGUGGAUGAUUUUGAUUCAGAGGCAGAUACAAAGAAGAAAAUGUACAGCUUUUGAACCCUUUUUGUUUGUUCACUGGAUUUGGCAUUUUACUUUUUCUCCCAUAGAUUUUUCCCAUUUGAAAUCCUGUGUGCCGACACACAAACCACCUGUUGGACAAUCAGCAUUUCAUCUACAGGACACAGAAGGAACACUCUGGGUUCCAUCUGCGUUUUGCUCAGAAUUUAGUUCAAACAUGGAGCAGAUUCUUGCUCACAUCUAAUCACUGGAUUCCAGUUUUGGUUUUGACAAGAUGUUACAUUAUUUUCUGCUUUUGAAUUUUGUUUGCUGUUAUUAGGUUUUAGAUUUAAUCUUUGCAUGUAAAUAUCCAACUGCAUUGUUUUGCCAGUGUGUUAUCACUUUACUCUGGGCUGGAGUUAAAACCUUUGGAGCUGCCUUGUUUGUUAGGACAAACGGCCAGACAUACCCCAAUUAAUCAGUAUCUUCUUUUCCAAACUUAUUUUUUUUUCAUAAAGUCAAGGUUGUUUCUGGCAGUACUGAUUUCUGUUUGUUUAGCCUGCAGCUUGCAGUCACAGGAUGGUGAAUGUGAUUAAAACACUUCCACUGGAAACGGAUACCAAAAGUGUUGGGGAAAUCACUUUUGUUGGACUAAUAUGUGAAUGUUUACAUUACUACCCAAGUAUAUAAAAAAAGUAACUUUUGUACUGGAUAUUUUGUAGAGUAAGUGUAUGCAAAUGCUGCCAUUUAGAGUCACAGGGAAAUACUGUUAAUGUAAAUAUUGUCCAUAUUUUUAGGUUCUAAAGCAGAGUCUUGAUUGCAUUUGAUUAAAACUCCUUUAUGGCA
Messenger RNA from Girardinichthys multiradiatus, 2653 nucleotides. RefSeq names its product SRY-box transcription factor 19b (gene sox19b). Gene Ontology annotation, molecular function: RNA polymerase II cis-regulatory region sequence-specific DNA binding; DNA-binding transcription factor activity, RNA polymerase II-specific. Bases 423 to 1328 code for a protein of 301 amino acids. The record is from RefSeq and is a predicted model, not a curated record. Gene Ontology annotation, biological process: anatomical structure morphogenesis; cell differentiation; regulation of DNA-templated transcription. The transcript is spliced from 2 exons. NCBI's taxonomy places the organism in Eukaryota, Metazoa, Chordata, Actinopteri, Cyprinodontiformes, Goodeidae.